Messenger RNA from Capra hircus (goat), 8718 nucleotides. RefSeq names its product maltase-glucoamylase 2 (putative) (gene MGAM2). The record is from RefSeq and is a predicted model, not a curated record. Lineage: Eukaryota; Metazoa; Chordata; Mammalia; Artiodactyla; Bovidae. The coding region runs from base 1 to 8718 and encodes 2905 amino acids. Gene Ontology annotation, molecular function: alpha-1,4-glucosidase activity; carbohydrate binding. Gene Ontology annotation, biological process: carbohydrate metabolic process. The transcript has 50 exons.
AUGGCGAGGAAGCUUAGUGCAUUGGAAAUUCUUCUGAUCAUCUUCAUCAUAAUUGUACUUGCUGUAGAUAUCCUCUUGUUGAUGCUUCUGUUGGAGAAGCCUUCAGGCGCUUCAUUUGUUCCAGAGUGCCCAGAAAUCCCUGAAUCAGAAAGGAUAGACUGUGCCCCUGGCCAGGAGGUGACAGAGGAUGUCUGCAGACAGAAAUAUAAGUGCUGCUGGAAACCUGUGCCAAAUACUGCCAUCCCCUGGUGCUUCUUCCCCAGGAACUGGGGCUACGAAAUCAGCUAUUGGGUUAACAAUACAAGCACAGGGUAUGCUGCCCGGUUGAGAAGGUUGCCAUCACCAUCUCUGUUUGGGUACGACGUAACCGACACCCUCUUCACAGCUGAACCUCAGACAUCCAAUCGUUUCCAUUUUAAGAUCACUGAUUUCAAUAACAUGCGCUAUGAAGUCCCCCAUGAAAAUGUUAAGCUCUUUGAUGGGAAUGCUGAUGCUUCCACUUUGAGCUAUCAUCUAGAAGUCAGUUACAAACCCUUCAGCAUCAAAAUAAUGAGGACCAGCAACAAAAGAGUCUUGUUGGACACCAGCAUUGGGCCCCUCCAGUUUGCCCAGCAGUACCUGCAGCUCUCCAUGCGACUGCCCAGUGCCAACGUGUAUGGGCUGGGUGAACACGUGCACCAGCAGUACCGCCACAACAUGACCUGGAAGACCUGGCCCAUCUUCACCCGGGACGCCACCCCUACCGAGGGCAUGAUUAAUCUAUAUGGAGCUCACACGUUCUUCUUGUGCCUAGAAGACACCAGCGGCUUCUCUUUCGGGGUUUUUCUGAUGAACAGUAAUGCCAUGGAGGUCACCCUUCAGCCCGCUCCUGCCGUCACUUACCGCACGAUCGGGGGUAUCCUUGACUUCUAUGUGUUCCUGGGAAAUACUCCAGAACAAGUGGUUCAGGAAUACCUGGAGCUUGUUGGACGACCAUUCUUGCCUCCCUACUGGAGUCUUGGGUUCCAGCUUAGUCGCAGGAAUUAUGGUGGCAUUGAUGGAUUGAAAAAUGUUGUAAACCGAACUCGUGAAGCUGAGAUCCCAUAUGAUGUCCAGUACUCUGACAUAGACUACAUGGAUGAAAAGAAGGGUUUCACUAUUGACGGAGUGGCUUUCCAUGGUCUCUCAGAUUUUGCCAAAGAGUUACAUCAAAAUGGACUGAAAUAUGUAAUUAUUAUGAAUCCUGGCAUCUUAAAUAACUCUGACUACCAGCCUUAUGUGAAUGGAAGCAGAAAGGGAGUGUGGAUCUUGGGGAACAAAGGCUUUGCUGUUGGGCAGGCAUAUCCUGGUUGGACAGUUUUUCCUGAUUUUACUAAUUCAGAUUGUACUGAGUGGUGGAAAGAGCAGUUCAGUGAAUUUUAUAAAACUCUGGAGUUUGAUGGAGUGUGGAUUGAAAUGGAUGAAGUAUCUAGCUUUCUACAAAGUUCUGAUCAAGACUGUGAACUAAACAACUUCAACUUUCCUCCUUUCAAACCUCGAGUUCUGGACCACUUGCUUUUCGCAAGAACCCUCUGCAUGGACACAGAGUUUCGUGAGGGCCUUCACUACGAUGUCCACAGCUUGUAUGGCUACACCAUGGCAAGAGCCACGGACGCGGCCAUGGAGACUAUCUUCCCCAAAAAGAGACACUUCAUCUUAUCACGUUCUACUUUUGCGGGAUCUGGCAAAUUUGCUGCUCAUUGGUUGGGGGACAAUGCAGCCAGAUGGGACGAUCUCCGAUGGUCCAUCCCUGGGAUCCUGGAGUUCAACCUAUUCGGCAUCCCCAUGGUAGGUGCCAACAUCUGUGGUUAUACAGAGAAUGUCACAGAGGAGCUCUGCAGACGGUGGAUGCAGCUGGGAGCAUUUUAUCCACUGUCGAGGAAUCACAACGGGCCUGGGUUCAGGGACCAGGAUCCUGCUGCCUUCAGUGAAAACAACGCUAUGCUAUUGGAAUCCUCCAGAUACUAUCUGAACAUCCGCUACACCCUGCUGCCCUAUCUCUACACCCUUUUCUACCGAGCUCAUACCCUGGGCGAGACCGUAGCAAGGCCCCUCGUCCACGAGUUCUACCAGGACCCAGCCACCUGGGAGGUGCACGAGCAGUUCCUCUGGGGGCCUGCACUCCUCAUCACGCCUGUUUUAUAUGAAGGUUUGAACUAUGCAAGAGCAUACAUACCCGACGCCAUCUGGUACGACUAUGAAACGCAAGUAGCCAUAGAAUGGAGGAAACAAUUUGUGGAGCUGCUGCUGCCAGGUGAUAGGAUAGGACUUCACCUCCGAGGGGGCUACAUCUUUCCCAUCCAGCGGCCAAACACGACCACAGAGGCCAGCCGGAAGAACUCUCUGGGACUCAUCAUUGCCUUGGACUCUAAGCGAGAAGCAAACGGAGAGCUGUACUGGGAUGAUGGUGUCUCUAAAGAUGCUGUAACUGAAAAUAAUUAUAUUCUGUACAAUUUUUCCAUCACCUCUAACCGUCUACAGGCAACGAUUAUACAUGCUAAUUAUACAGACCCUGACAAACUCACAUUUACAGAUAUCAUGAUCUUGGGAAUGGACAAGGAACCUACUAAUUUUACUGUCUCCCUAAAUGAUGCUACCACCUCCAUUUCAAACGUUGUCUACACAGAAUCAACAAAGGUGGUGAACAUCACUGACCUCAAGGGACUGGUACUGGGACAAGCAUUCUCCAUUCAGUGGGAUCUGCCGGUCAGUGACCUGCAGAAGUUCAACUGCUUUCCUGAGCAGCCCGCUGUCUCCGAGGAGAGUUGCAGGGAGCGGGGGUGCCUUUGGGAGCCCACGACGGUUCCUGGGGUGCCCACCUGUUUCUAUGACACCAUCCCCAGUUAUGCUGCCAGCAACAUUCAGUACCUGCCUACGGGCAUCACUGUAGACCUCACCCACCUGACAGCCUCGGAAGCUGCAGAAGCUACGGCCGCCUCUGCCUCUGACACUCUCUCUGCAACCAUCGGCUUUCUUCGCCUGAGUGUGAUCUACCACACAGAGAACAUGCUGCAGUUCAAGAUCUAUGAUCCCACUAAUAAAAGGUAUGAGGUCCCAGUGCCUCUGAACACCCCUUCAUCUCCAGUGGGCUCCCCUGAAAACUGUCUGUAUGAUGUCAAGAUUCGGAACAAUCCUUUUGGGAUCCAAAUUCGAAGAAAAAGCUCCAGCACUGUGAUUUGGGACUCUCAGCUCCCUGGAUUCACCUUCAGGGACAUGUUCCUUUCCAUCUCCACACGCCUCCCCUCUCAGUACCUCUAUGGCUUUGGGGAAACUGAGCACACAACUUUCAGAAGAAACAUAAGCUGGCACACGUGGGGGAUGUUUGCCCGAGAUGAGCCACCAGCGUAUAAGAAGAACUCCUAUGGUGUCCACCCCUACUAUAUGGCACUGGAGGAGGAUGGCAGUGCCCAUGGAGUGCUCCUGCUGAACAGCAAUGCCAUGGAUGUGACAUUCCAGCCUACUCCUGCCCUGACAUAUCGCACCACAGGAGGCAUUUUGGACUUUUAUAUGGUUUUGGGGCCAACCCCUGAGCUUGUAACUCAGCAAUACACUGAGUUGAUUGGUCGGCCAGCAAUGAUUCCCUAUUGGGCCUUGGGAUUCCACCUGAGUCGCUAUGGAUACCAGGAUGAUUAUGAAAUCGCCAGUUUGUAUGUUGCAAUGACGGCUGCUCAGAUUCCCUACGAUGUCCAGCAUGUAGACAUUGACUACAUGGACCGGAAGCUGGACUUCACCCUCAGCCCCAGCUUUCAAAAUCUUGGUCUCCUGAUUGAGCAAAUGAAGAAAAAUGGCACGAGAUUUGUUCUUGUUCUGGACCCAGCCAUUUCUGGCAAUGAGACCCAGUAUCUCACAUUCACCAGAGGGAAGGAAAGUGAUGUGUUCAUCAAAUGGCCAGACAACAGCGAUAUCGUCUGGGGAAAGGUUUUGCCAGAUCUGCCCAACGUGAAUGUGGAUGGGUCCCUUGAUCUUGAAACUCAGGUUAAGCUGUACAAAGCCCAUGUUGCUUUUCCUGACUUCUUGCGGAACAGCACAGCUGCCUGGUGGAAGAGGGAAAUAGAAGAGCUCUACAGAAACCCUCGAGAGCCAGAGAAGAGCUUGAAGUUUGAUGGACUGUGGAUUAACAUGAAUGAACCAUCGAACUUUGUGAAUGGAUCUGUCACGGGCUGCAGAAAUGAAAUUCUUAAUAAUCCACCCUAUGUGCCAUACUUGGAGGCCCGGGACCAGGGCCUGAGCAGCCAGACCCUGUGCAUGGAGAGCCAGCAGGUGCUGCCCGAUGGCUCACCGGCGCGCCACUACGACGUGCACAGCCUUUAUGGCUGGGCCCAGACCAGACCCACGUACGAAGCCGUGCAGGAGGUGACGGGACAGCGAGGGAUCGUCAUCACUCGCUCCACUUUCCCCUCUUCUGGCCGCUGGGGAGGACACUGGCUGGGUGACAACACGGCCGCGUGGGACCAGCUGAAGAAGUCAAUCGUUGGCAUGAUGGAAUGCAGUCUCUUUGGAAUCUCCUAUACAGGAGCAGACAUCUGUGGAUUCUUUGGAGAUGCUGAGUAUGAGAUGUGUGUUCGCUGGAUGCAGCUGGGGGCGUUUUAUCCAUUUUCCAGGAACCACAACACAUUCGGGACCAGGAGACAAGAUCCUGUGGCCUGGGACUCAAACUUUGAGAUGUUCUCAAGAAAAGUCCUUCAGACCAGAUAUACUCUGCUGCCUUACCUCUACACUCUAAUGCAUAAGGCUCAUGCUGAGGGCAGCACUGUGGUUCGACCCCUUCUCCAUGAGUUUACAGAGGAACGCACAACAUGGGAUAUAGACCAUCAGUUCAUGCUGGGCCCUGCCAUCUUAAUUAGCCCCGUGCUGGAAAAUAACACAUUUCAGGUCCAGGCUUACUUUCCCAGAGCCCGUUGGUAUGACUACAGCACGGGAUCGGGCAAUGAAUCAAGAGGUGAGUGGAAAGUCCUGGAGGCUCCCUUGGACCAUAUCAACGUUCAUGUCAGAGGAGGCUACAUCCUGCCUUGGCAAGAACCUGCGAUGAACACUCACUCCAGCCGAAAGAAAUAUAUGGGAUUGAUUGUUGCUUUGGAUGACAAUGGGAGAGCUGAAGGUCAGCUGUUCUGGGAUGAUGGACAAAGCAUUGAUACCUUUGAAAAUGGAAACUAUUUCUUGGUAAACUUUACAGCAGCUCAGAGUGUACUGCAAAUCCAAAUGAUACAUAAUAAUUAUUUGAGUGACACUAAUUCACUGAAAGUUGGAUAUAUUAGUAUCUGGGGCAUAAACUCUACUGAUAUAACACAAGUGACUGUCUCCUAUGACAAUCAACAAUUCAUGGUGAUGAAUUUCAAGAGUGACCCUUACAAUCAGACACUAAAUAUUCAAUUGACUGACAAGAUUAUCAGCCUGGAAAAGUUAACUGAGGUUACUUGGAUUCACGGUGGUCCUAUAGUUUCUACGACAACUAUGAUGAGUACCUUCCCAAUGAGCUCUUCACAUCCUUCCACAGCUUCUACUACUGCUGCUACUUCUGUUACCACCAGUUCUUCUGCUUCAAGUGGCACUGGUACUGGUACCGCUGAGAGCACUAGUGCUGCUCUCGCUAUGACAACCACUCCUUUCCCAACAACUACUCAAGUUUCAACUAGUACUGCUGUCCCUGAUACCACUAUACAUUUCCCUAGUAAUACUACUACUGAUAGCACUAAUGUUACUCUUCCCAUCACAACCAUGCCUUACCCAACAAGUACUGCUGAAUUUUCAGCUAGUACUUCUGUCCCUAAUGCCACUAUACCUUCCCCUAUAAAUACUACUACUGAUGGCACUAAUGUUACUUUUACUAUCACAACAAUGCCUUACCCAACAAAUGCUACUGAAGUUUCAACUAGUACUACCAUCCCUAAUGCUACUACAUCUUUCCCUAUUACUACUACUACUGAUAGCACUGAUAUUACUCUUCCUAUCACAGACAUGCCUUACUCAACAAGUAUUACUGAUGUUUCAACUAGCACUUCUGUCCCUAACACCACUGUAUCUUUCCCUAUAAAUACUACUACUGAUAGCACUGAUAUCACUCCUCUUCCAGUCACAACCAUGCCUUACCCAACAAGUACUGCUGAAGUUUCAACUAGCACUUCUGUCCCUAACACCACUGUAUCUUUCCCCCAAAAUACUACUACUGAUAGCACUGAUAUCACUCUUCCAGUCACAGCCAUGUCUUACCCAACAAGUACUAUUGAUGUUUCAACUAGUACUACUGUCCCUAACACCACUAUAUCUUCCCCUAUAAAUACUACUACUGAUAGCACUGAUAUCACUCUUCCUGUCACAGACACGCCAUACACAACAAGUGCUACUGAAGUUUCAACUAGUACUACUGUCCCUGAUAUCACUAUAUCUUCCCCAAUAAAUACUACUGCUGAUAGCACUAAUAUUACUCUGCUAGUCACAACCAUGCCUUACCCAACAAGUACUACUGAAGUUUCAACUAGUACUACUGUCCUUAAUACCACUAUAUCUUCCCCUAUGAAUGCUACCACCAAUAGCACUAAUGAUCCUUUUCCAGUCACAACCAUGCCUUUCCCAACAAGUGCUACUGAAGUUUCAACUAGUACUACUGUCCCUAAUACCACUCUCUCUUCCCCUGUAAAUACUGCUACUACUGAUAGUACUCAUAUCACUCUUCCUGUCACAGCCAUGCCUUCUUACACAACAAGUACUACUGAAGUUUCAACUAGUACUGCUGUCCCUAAUACCACUAUUUCUUCCCCAAUAAAUACUACCACUGAUAGUACUAAUGUUCCUCUUCCAGUUACAACCAUGCCUUACCCAACAAGUGCUACUGAAGUUACAACUAGUACUACUGUCCCUAAUACCACUAUUUCUUCCCCAAUAAAUAUUACUACUGAUAGCACUGAUAUCACUCUUCCUGUCACAGACAUGCCAUACACAACAAGUGCUACUCAAGUUUCAAUUAGUACUACUGUCCCUAAUGCCACUAUACCUUCCCCUAUAAAUACUACUACUGAUAGCACUAUUACUCUUCCUAUCACGGACAUGCCAUACACAACAAGUGCUACUCAAGUUUCAGCUAGUACUACUGCCUCUAAUAAUACCACUAUUUCUUCCCCAAUAAAUAUUACUACUGAUAGCACUAAUGUUCCUCUUCCAGUCACAACCAUGCCUUACCCAACAAGUACUGCUGAAGUUUCAACUAGCACUUCUGUCCCUAACACCACUGUAUCUUUCCCCAAAAAUACUACUACUGAUAGCACUGAUAUCACUCUUCCGGUCACAGCCAUGUCUUGCCCAACAAGUACUAUUGAUGUUUCAACUAGUACUACUGUCCCUAACACCACUAUAUCUUCCCCUAUAAAUACUACUACUGAUAGCACUGAUAUCACUCUUCCAGUCACAGCCAUGCCUUACCCAACAAGUACUACUGAUGUUUCAACUAGUACUACUCUCUCUAAUACCACUAUUUCUUCCCCAAUAAAUAUUACCACUGAUAGCACUAAUGUUCCUCUUCCGGUCACAACCAUGCCUUACCCAACAAGUACUGCUGAAGUUUCAACUAGCACUUCUGUCCCUAACGCCACUCUCUCUUCCCCUGUAGAUACAACUACUGAUAGCACUGAUAUCACUCUUCCUAUCACAGCCACGCCUUACCCAACAAGUACUACUGAUGCUUCAACUAGUACUACUGUCCCUAAUACCACUAUUUCUUCCCCAAUAAAUAUUACUACUGAUAGCACUAAUGUUCCUCUUCCAGUCACAACCGUGCCUUAUCCAACAAGUGCGACUGAAGUUUCAACUAGUACUACUGUCCCUAAUGCCACUCUCUCUUCCCCUGUAGAUACAACUACUGAUAGCACUGAUAUCACUCUUCCUGUCACAGACACGCCAUACACAACAAGUGCUACUGAAGUUUCAACUAGCACUACCAUCCUUAAUACCACUAUAUCUUCCCCAAUAAAUACUACCACUGAUAGUACUAAUGUUCCUCUUCCAGUCACAACCAUGCCUUUCCCAACAAGUACUACUGAAGUUUCAACUAGUACUACUGUCCUUAAUACCACUGUAUCUUCCCCUAUGAAUGCUACCACUGAUGAUAGCACUAAUGUUCCUCUUCCAGUCACAACCAUGCCUUACCCAACAAGUGCUACUGAUGUUUCAACUAGCACUUCUGUCCCUAAUACUACUAUAUCUUCCCCUAAGUAUACUACAACUGAUAGCACUGAUAUCACUCUUCCGGUCACAGCCACGUCUUACCCAACAAGUGCCACUGAUGUUACAACUAGUACUACUGUCCCUAAUACCACUAUGUCUUCCCCAAUAAAUAUUACUACUGAUAGUACUAAUGUUCCUCUUCCAGUCACAACCAUGCCUUACCCAACAAGUGCUACUGAAGUUACAACUAGUACUACUGUCCCUAAUGCCACUCUCUCUUCCCCUGUAGAUACAACUACUGAUAGCACUGAUAUCACUCUUCCUAUCACGGAUACGCCAUACACAACAAGUGCUACUGAAGUUUCAACUAGUACUACUGUCCCUGAUAUCACUAUAUUUUCCCCAAUAAAUACUACUGCUGAUAGCACUAAUGUUCCUCUUCCAGUCACAACCAUGCCUUUCCCAACAAGUAGUACUGAAGUUUCAGCUAGUACUACUGUCUCUAAUACUACUAUAUCUUCCCCUGCAAACACUACUCGUGUCUAG